AUGUUAGCCAUUAACAACACAUAUCCAGCUAGUCAAGGGUAUACCGUGCAGGUGAAAGUCUCGCCAGGUUAUUACGACUUGUUCCGUUAUCUAAUUCCAUUCGUUGUCGUCGUAGGAUUCUGUUUCAUCGUGUUGCUCAUCAGUUUGGCGAUUCGCUUAUGCCGAGAACGUCGGCGUGUGGCGCGCAAACGUCUCUCUAAACGAAAUCUUCGUAAAAUUCCAACCAAGAAGUUUCGAAAGGGUGACGAACCCGAAACUUGUGCAAUUUGCCUCGAUGAUUUCAUUGAGGGUGAGAAGCUGCGCGUUCUACCCUGUCGUCACACUUAUCACUGUAAGUGUAUCGAUCCAUGGCUAACACAAAAUCGUAAAGUCUGCCCGAUGUGCAAAAGACGAGUUGGUGCGAAGAACUCUGACUCGGAGUCCAGCGACGAAGAAAGGCGCCAAGAGGUUGUGAAAAUAGUGGCGAAUAACCAGCCAUCUUCUUCUCGAAGCACUUCUGUUACUCAUACUUACAUCGAAGACGAAGAGCGUACGGAAACUCCUAUACGUAAGCUGCUGUUACUCGUUUUGUAA
Cylicostephanus goldi is the source of this 573-nucleotide messenger RNA. The record is from the annotation of a GenBank genome assembly. NCBI's taxonomy places the organism in Eukaryota, Metazoa, Nematoda, Chromadorea, Rhabditida, Strongylidae.